UUCAUUGUUAUUUGAUCAUCUUCUCUCUUCCCUUUCUCUCUCUACAUAUUAUUUUCUUUAUUUUUAAAUUAAAAAAUAUUAUUCCACAGUUUUUCUCUCUCUAAAAAAAGCCAUGGAUCGGAGAACAGGCUUUCUACUCGCAUUGAUCUGCCUUGUAGUUGCUACAGUCGGCGGCCAGUCUCCGUCCGCCGCACCGGCCAAUGCUCCCGCCGCCGCCCAUGUUUCCACCCCACCCACCGCCACUCCUCCGACCAAGCCAGCAUCUCCGGUUCCGGUGGCUGCUCCAGUCUCGACACCUCCGGCCGCCGCUCCAGUUUCAAGCCCACCAGCUUCAGCUCCGGUCAGUUCUCCACCGACUGCGGCGGCGCCUGUGAGCUCUCCGCCGGCUUACGAACCAGUCAGCUCACCACCGACAGUCGCUCCCGUUCUUUCGCCGCCGUCUCCAGCUCCGGUAGCCGCAACACCACCGACUGAGUCUUCUCCUCCGUCUCCGGCUUCUGCCCCGCCCACCGAGCCACCAGCCACGGCGCCAGCACCGAGCACGAAGAAGAGCAAGAAGCACGGCGCUCCUUCUCCGGCGCCGGCGCUGGACAGCCCACCAGCCCCACCGACAGAAGCUCCCGGACCUAGUGCCGACUCCAUUUCUCCAAGUCCCACAUCACUCAACGAUGAGAGUGGAGCAGAGAAAUUGAUGAGCAGGGCAAGUUUGGCAAUGGGAGUGGCCCUCCUAUGCUUCUUCUUCUAGAGAGAGAUAUAUUAUAUAUAGAGAGAGAGAGAGAGAAUAUUAUAUUAUUAUUUAUUUAUUUUUGUUUGUAAAAUUUUAUGUCCCCACGUGCGUUAUUAUAUAUUUUGAUAGUUAAUAUAUAUAUAUUUUGUUGUGAAUAUGUAUGUUUAAAUUAUCAGAUUUCACGGGGAUUUAUUUAUUUUAUUGAUUAAUUAAUUCAUGGAGAAUUUUGUCUUU
This is a messenger RNA of Erythranthe guttata (spotted monkey flower), 961 nucleotides long. RefSeq lists its product as uncharacterized. Lineage: Eukaryota; Viridiplantae; Streptophyta; Magnoliopsida; Lamiales; Phrymaceae. Gene Ontology annotation, cellular component: plasma membrane. The record is from RefSeq and is a predicted model, not a curated record.